Tachysurus vachellii is the source of this 3247-nucleotide messenger RNA. RefSeq names its product serine/threonine-protein kinase 32B-like. Gene Ontology annotation, molecular function: G protein-coupled receptor kinase activity; ATP binding; G protein-coupled receptor binding. Bases 377 to 1618 code for a protein of 413 amino acids. The transcript is spliced from 12 exons. NCBI's taxonomy places the organism in Eukaryota, Metazoa, Chordata, Actinopteri, Siluriformes, Bagridae. Gene Ontology annotation, biological process: regulation of signal transduction; G protein-coupled receptor signaling pathway; protein phosphorylation. The record is from RefSeq and is a predicted model, not a curated record.
UAAAAGCUAAUAAAGCUAAUUGUUUAGAUGCUCCUGGCAUACUCUCUCCCUUCCCCCCCUUCCUUUCUGUCUCUCUAGUCUUUACCCACCCCUGGCUCUUCCUCUUUCUGACUCAUCAUGUAAACCCUCUCUCUCACGCUCUCUAUCUCUCUCUGAGUCAAGGCAGGUUUCUCUCAGAGUGCAAAUGUUCAGUGCAAGCAGCAGUUCGCUCUGAAAUGGAUCGAUAGUGGAUGUAUGAUGGGUGUGUGAUAAAUGUAGCAUAGCUGUAUGACUGCUGUGGGAUAAUUAUGACGUAAAUUUGAUGUAAAUGUUCUGCAUCUGGGGAUGUUGGUUCCCACCAUAAGGGAAAUCCUGCGCGUGGGCUGAAUGCAAAAGAAUGGGCGUGAAUCAGACACGUGAGUUGCCGGCAUUUGAUCAAGAUGAAGACGUGAAUUUUGACCACUUCCAGAUCCUCAGGGCCAUCGGGAAAGGGAGCUUUGGUAAGGUGUGUAUUGUGCAGAAGCGUGACACCAGGAAGCUCUAUGCCAUGAAAUACAUGAAUAAACACGUGUGUGUGGAGCGUGAUGAGGUGAGGCACGUAUGCAGGGAGCUGCAGAUCCUGCAGGAGAUACAGCACCCGUUUCUUGUCAACCUGUGGUACUCGUUCCAGGAUGAAGAGGACAUGUUUAUGGUAGUGGAUCUGUUACUGGGUGGAGAUCUGCGCUACCACCUGCAGCAGAAUGUCCAGUUUAAAGAGGAGACUGUAAAACUUUACAUCUGCGAGUUAGCAUUGGCACUCGACUACCUACAGUCCUGCCAUAUUAUCCAUCGUGACAUAAAACCAGAUAAUAUUCUGUUGGAUGAGCAUGGACAUGUCCACAUCACAGACUUUAACGUUGCCACAUUACUAAAGGACUCGGCAAGUGCUUCGUCUAUGGCAGGAACCAAACCAUACAUGGCACCAGAGAUGUUCCAGUCUUUUGUGGAUGGAGGUCCUGGUUACUCUUACGCCGUGGACUGGUGGGCUUUGGGAAUCACUGCCUACGAGCUCUUACGAGGAUGGAGGCCAUAUGAUAUCCACUCUAGCACAGCUGUUGAGGACAUCAUCAGCAUGUUCCGCUGCGAACGUGUUCAGUACUCAAACUCCUUGUCUAAUGCCGUGGUGGCUUUGCUGCGACUGCUGCUUAAUAAAGACCCAGAGAUUCGGCUUUCAUGCAUGUCAGACCUUCAGCGCCUUCCGUAUCUGGCCGAUAUGAACUGGGAUGCUGUGCUGGAGAAAGCGGUUUCACCAGGAUUUACACCCAACAGAGGACGUCUGAACUGUGACCCGGUGUUUGAGUUAGAAGAAAUGAUUCUGGAGUCAAAGCCGCUGCACAAAAAGAAAAAACGACUAGCCAAGAGCAAACAUGCCAACAAAUCUUCUAGCACAAUGCCACCCCACAUGCAGCAGCGUCUAGAAGCAGUCAGAAAAGAGUUUAUUGUCUUCAACAGAGAUAAGUUACAGACACUGAGUGACAGCGGAAAGAAAGGUUCUUCGCUAAAAAGACUGGAAAACCUGCAGGAAGGAGACUUGACUGUCAAAACAAAAACAAUAACACACAGAGGUUUGGCGAAAACAUGCAGUCCAGAUUUACACUGAACUAUACCCUGACCUCCUUAAUACACACACACGGAGCAGUACACACAGCACAAAACCAGACCUGUUGCCUUACAUUGACUGUGUGUAUAUACACUGUGUGCACAAUUAUUAGUCAAGUGAUUAUUUUGACCAUAUCAUCAUUUUAUCCAUAAUUUCCAACUCCAAGCUAUAUAAAAUUGAAUGCUUAUUGGAUUUAAUGCAUAUCAGAUUAUGUGUAUUUGUGUAACGAGGGAGGGUGUGGCCUAAGGAGAUCAACACCCUAUAUCAAGGUGUGCAUAAUUAUUAGGCAGAUUCUUCUCCUCAGGAAAAAUGGGCCAAAAAAGAGACUCAACUGACUCUGAAAAGUCAAAAAUUGGAAAAAGGUCUUUCAGAGUGAUGCAGCACUCUUGAAAUAUCUAAGAUUUUGGGGCGUGAUCACAGAACCAUCAAACGUUUUGUUGCAAAUAGUCAACAGGGUCGCAAGAAACGUGUCGAGAAGAAAAGACGCAAAUUAAGCGCCAAAGAUUUGAGAAGAAUCAAACAUGACGCUACCAGGAACCCAAUUAUCCUCCAGUGCUGCUAUAUUCCACAACUGCAAUCUACCUGGAGUGUCAAGAAGUACAAGGUGUUCAGUUCUCAGAGACAUGGCCAAGGUAAGAAAGGAUGAAACCCGACCACCUCUGAACAAGACACAUAAGUUGAAACGUCAAGAAUGGGCCAAGAAAUAUCUGAAGGCAGAUAUUUCAAAGGUUUUGAGGACUGAUGAGAUGAGAGUGACUCUUGACAGACCAGAUGCAUGGGCCCGUGGUUGGAUCACUAAUGGACACAGAGCUCCACUUCGACUCAGACGGCAGCAAGGUGGAGGUGGGGUACUGAGAUGGGCAGGUAUUAUUAAUGAUGAGCUAGUUGGACCUUUUUCGGGUUGAAAAUGGACUAAAAUUCAACUCUCAGACCUACUGCCAAUUUUUAGAAGACACUUUCUUCAAGCAGUGGUACAGGAAAAAGUCUGCAUCUUUCAAAAAGACUUUGAUUUUUAUGUGACAACGCUCCAUCACAUGCAUCAAAGUACUCCAAUGCGUGGCUGGCCAGUAAAGGAAUUAAAGAUGAAAAACUAAUGACAUGGCCCCCUUCUUCACCUGACUUAAACACUAUUGAGAACUUUUGGGCCCUUCUUAAGCAGGAAAUUUACCAUGAAGGUAAACAGUACACCUCUCUGAACAGUGUAUGGGAGGCUGUGGUUGUGGCAAAAAUCUUUGGUUUAAUUUAGUUGCAUAAUAAUUCUGCACACUAAUAGUUGCCUAAUAAAGGUGUACAUAUAGAUAUUCUCUUAAGAAAGCCAAAACUUCACUUUUACUACUUAAAUGUUCAGGUUUGAGGCUUUGUUAACAUUUUGGAUUGACCAAGAGCACCGUAGUUGUACAAUAACAAAAGUAAUCCUCAAAAAUACAACUUGCCUAAUAAUUGUGCACACAGUGUAUAUAUAUGAAUGUAUGUGUGUUAUUUUGAAGAAGAAAAAAAAAAAGAUUGAACCAAUGCUAUUCUGUAACUUUCCUCCGAAAUGCAUUUAGCAACUAUUAGUAUUUAUUAGCGUUAGCACCAGUGCUAAGUCUUGCAGCAUUUUGUUUGAUUAUGCAGUUCAUGUUUCUGUUA